GUAGUAAGAUAGUGAAUUGUUUUGUUUUCAGUUCUGAAGUCAGUAUUUAUUUCUUUACUUUUGAUUAAAGUAUGGUAUUCGUUAUCACAUGUAAAAAAUAAGUAAUUGUAAUUUAAUGAAUGAAGAAUUGAAUGGAAUUAUGAACCCAAUGUUGUGAAAAUCAGUGAAUAGAUUUUAGCACUGCAACAAAGUGAUUCAUUACUUAAAAAUAAUUAACAUUAUUAAUGCUUCUGUUUAAACGUUUGAAGAAGUUUUAGUGUAGAAACUCAUUACUUUAUGUAAGAAGUUAACUUGAUCAUGAAUAGAUAAUUAAAUGCUCUUGCUACGCAAGGUGUUGAUCAAUUUGACACUUUUGGCUGUGUUUCUUGUGCUGUUUUACUGUUAUCAAACGUCCAAUGGUAUACACUGGGUAUUACACACUUCUGAGCAAGAAAAUGUUUCGACCACAGAGUCGAACAAUGGACAGUAUACAAUGCCUGCAACAUUCACUGCGAGCAAAAAUAUGUACUAUAACGUUUGGUGCAUAUUCACAAAGGUUGCUAGUAAUUCACCGAUGAAACGAAAGUUUGAAAUUUUUGCUGAAUCUCUACUCAGACUAUCCUCUGUCAAUAUUGCAUUUCAUGUAAUAACUGAUGAUGACAGUAAGGAAGUUGCACGUACAGUUUUAGAGAAUAUCUUAUUGUCUACAGGAAAGUUUAUGAAGGUGCAGUAUUAUGAUGUUCAUGAACUUGCAUUGCAACUGGAAGAUAUUAUAUCUGCAAUGUCUCCCCAUUUUAGUAGCAAACCUGGAACAUAUUAUUCUGAUGCUUUGUUUUUCUUAUCAUUGGGUUUGCAUCGGAUAGCUCCACCUGAGCAAAAUGUUGCAGCAAUGUUUGAUGCAGACACAAAAUUUCGCAAAGAUAUUAAGGAACUCUUUGAAGAAUUUAAUAGUUUUGGAAAUGAAGCAUUAUUUGGCUUGGCUCCAGAACUUACCCCAGUAUACAGACAUGUUUUAUAUUUAUAUCGUAAUAAGAAUCCUAACACAUUAUUUGGAGAACCUGCUAGUUCAGGUGGUUAUCCUGGUUAUAACAGUGGAGUAGUGCUAUUCAAUCUUAAUAGAUUACGAAAUUCCUCCAUUUACCAUGAAAUUGUUAGAAAUGAAAGUGUUAAUUCCAUUACUGAGAAGUAUCACUUUAAGGGUCAUUUGGGAGAUCAAGAUUUUUACACUCUUUUGGGAAUGGAAAGACCUGAACUGAUUCACACUAUUGAUUGUGGAUGGAACAAGCAGUUGUGCACGUGGUGGAGGGAUCGUGGCUACACCGACGUGUUUAAUUAUUAUUCAAAAUGUGAUUCUGAAACAAAAUUAUGGCACGGUAAUUGCAAUACUCCUAUACCUGAUGACUGAUCCAGAUCUCUCUAUUAAAAAUAAGGGCACAGACUACGAUUACUAUUAGUGCAAUCGCAAAAGUUUUACAAAACUGUACCUGUUACUAUUUGAAUGACGAUGUUAAAAAUGUUUUACAUAUUAUUAUUUUAGAAAUCUGUGAUUGUUUGGUGGCAAUACAUAUCUUCCAUUAUCGUGGCAAUACUUUUAGCUAUUAUGUAAAUUUUAUCAUUUCACAGUGCCUGCAAACUAUAUUUUAAGAUAUUGUCUUUGUCUAUUUUAUAUAUUUCAAAUAUAUAUAUUAAAGUUAUAUAAAAUCGAGAAAGAAAACUUUUUGAAAAAUAAUAUUUCAAAAUUGAUUUUCAACUUAUUACUAGAUAUAUAUUGUUGUAAAAUAUAUAGGUGCUAUUUUUAUAUAAAUAUAAAAUAUUGUUAAACAACAAUAAUUUAAUCUGAAUUGAUACUACUGUAUGAACCAUUAAAGUAUUUACACGAACAUAUGAGGUCAUUAUCACUUCUGUAGUUCCCGAGUUUCCCUUUAGGUAAUUUUUAAAUAGAAAUCAGCGUUCUCUUUUUUUAUUUUUAAUGGAACUAUAAAUAAUAACAUGUAUAAAUAAAUGUGUCGUCGUAAUAUAUUUUUACGCAAAAGGAAAAUAAUAUUAAAUACAGUAUUAACACAUUGUAAGGUAUUUACAGUAAAUAAUACGUUCUUUCGCUGCGAUUACCAUUUGCUAUAAAAUUUUUUUUCACGUUCAAGAUCUAUAAAACAAUCGGAUCUUCCAAACUGGUUAAUUAACGAUAAUAAUUUUGUAAUCUGUUUUGCUCAAACAAUAUUAUCAACGAAAAAUUGACAAUAUAUUUUCUAUUCGAUCAUUGAAGCUUUGUUACAAUAUUUGGACAAAGUUUUCUAACAAAACAAUUCCUCGUUCUUUCUUAACAGUGAAUAAUCAUAAACGCAGAAAACGGAAACUGAUUGUUUAAUAAUCAUUCGUUGUUGUAUGCACACACAAAUUAUAAAGUAAGCUUCGUUAACACACGUUUCAAACAAAUUAUGAUUGACCAGAUUGUUCUCAACAAAUAAACAAAAAAAAGAAAGAAAAAUAAUAAGGUCUACUAUCGUUCAUUGUUAUACACACACCCUAGCUGCAUUUGAAUUCGUUGUACAGUACGUAAAAUAAAAGAUGUCACCUUUGGUCCCAGUGAUAGAAACUUAAUGUUAAUUGUAAAGAAUAGGACAUGUUAGUCAAUAUUGACCCACCCUUUCGGAUCUAACUUCGACUACUCCUCCGAAGUUAGAACCGAAUGGCUGAAAAAGAACUAAAAGAAGAAAAAGAAAAA
Molecule: messenger RNA, 2701 nt
Organism: Megachile rotundata (alfalfa leafcutting bee)
Lineage: Eukaryota; Metazoa; Arthropoda; Insecta; Hymenoptera; Megachilidae
Gene: Xxylt
Product: Xyloside xylosyltransferase
Biological process (GO): protein O-linked glycosylation via N-acetylgalactosamine
Cellular component (GO): endoplasmic reticulum membrane
Molecular function (GO): xylosyl alpha-1,3-xylosyltransferase activity
Source: RefSeq, a predicted model, not a curated record